AUCAAAAUUAAGUCGACUCGAACCAUUACAAUUUACAAGUCAGCUUGACUCAAUUGUUCCUUUACCUAAAGACGACUUUCGAAAACCCCAACGUUGAACUACUGUUUUAAUUCUCAGAUUCUUGUUUUAUUUUCUUGAAGAAUUUGAUUGAUAAGUUUCUUUGUACUGAAACGUGUACGGUUCAAUGGGUACACCAGAAUUCCCAAAUCUUGGAAAACACUGCUUUGUAAAUGAUUGUAAGCAGAUUGAUUUCUUGCCUUUCACUUGUGAUUGUUGUCAUCAGGUGUUUUGUCUAGAGCACCGGAGCUACAACAGACACCACUGUCCAAAGGCGAACAAGAAUGAUGUUAGCGUGGUCGUUUGCCCACUCUGUGCAAAAGGAGUACGCCUUAUUCCUGAUGAAGACCCGAAUAUAACUUGGGAAUCACAUGUAAACACCGAGUGUGAUCCAUCAAACUAUGAAAAAGCCACAAAGAAAAGAAAAUGUCCUGUACCUGGCUGCAGAGAGCUCUUGACUUUCUCAAAUACAAUCAAAUGUCGGGAGUGUACUGUUGAUCAUUGCUUAAAGCAUCGGUUUGGACCCGAUCACAAGUGUCCUGGACGUAAGAAACCAGAAUCAACAUUCCCAUUUAUGAACUUUCGAACUGGCAGUAGUAAAGACGAGCCCAAAAAAGCUCCUGCCACAUCAUCCUCUAGUUGGGCCACAACAUUCUUCAAGGCAGCUGAAGCUGGAAUGGCAAAAUUGGGCAGCGAAUUUAGUGGAAGGGGCCAAAGCAGCAGUGCCACUAACCGUAGUGGGAGUGCAAGCGGGCAAGUUGAGCAAUGCCCGCAAUGCACUCUAAGAUUUUCUUCGGUCACAGCUCUCGUGAGUCACGUGCAGAAAGUCCAUGAAAAGAACGGUGUCAUGAAUUUGACAGUCGAUGUUUGUCCCAGAUGUAGUAAAGGUUUUCGCGAUCCGGUGUCCCUUGUGGAACAUGUUGAAAGGGAACAUAAAGGAACUUCAGAGGCAUAGGGGGAGGUCAAUGUAAUGAAGGAAAUUGCAGCCUUUCUUAAUGUUAUCUUUUAAUUAAAAAGAGUAGUCAGCCUAUUUUAGAAUUUAGAAUAGCACUGUUGCAUUAUUAUUUUUGGGGGAAGAGGGGGG
Molecule: messenger RNA, 1141 nt
Organism: Lycium ferocissimum
Lineage: Eukaryota; Viridiplantae; Streptophyta; Magnoliopsida; Solanales; Solanaceae
Product: zinc finger AN1 and C2H2 domain-containing stress-associated protein 13-like
Exons: 2
Coding region: 185-1012 (275 amino acids)
Cellular component (GO): cytoplasm
Molecular function (GO): zinc ion binding
Source: RefSeq, a predicted model, not a curated record